AUGAAUGGCGAAGAGAGAAUUGGCACUACUGAUGAGCUUCUCCGUGCGCACGCUCACGUUUUGAACCAUACAUUCGCUUUCAUAAGCUCAGCCUAUCUGAAAUUUGCAGUUCAGCUGGGCAUACCAGACAUCAUUCACCGCCAUGGCCAACCCAUGAAGCUCUCCCAGCUGGUUGCUUCUCUUCCUGCUCUCAACCCCUCCAAAUCCCACUGCAUCCGUCGCCUCAUGCUCGUGCUAGCUCACAAUGGGUUCUUCGUUGAGCUGAAAGCCGCCGACGCCGGAGAGGAGGAAGAAGCCGAGUACACGCUCACGCCGGCCUCCCAUCUCCUCUUGAGGACUACACCUGCUAGCGUGUCGCCAUUCGUGCUCUUUAUUCUCCAUCCUCUCAUGGUCAAGCCAUGGAAUUGGCUGACUCCAUGGCUGGGGAACGACGAUCCCACCACGUUCCUGACGGCGAAUGGACGAACGAUUUGGGAUUGCGCCGGACAGGACCCUUCCUUUAACAGUCUUUUCAACGAGGGCAUGGAGAGUGAUUCCCGUAUGAUGGCGUCUGUGGUGAUCGAGGAGUGCAGAGGAGCCUUCGUGGGGCUUAGCUCGUUGGUCGAUGUGGGGGGCGGCACCGGGACGAUGGCUAAGGCCAUUACGGAGGCAUUCCCAGAGAUGAAGUGCACUGUGCUUGAUCUUCCUCACGUUGUUGACAAGCUGCCAGGGAGAAAGAACUUGUUCUUCACUCCUAGAAACAUAUUUGAGGCCAUCCCCCCCGCAAAUGCAAUUUUACUCAAGGCAUACUAUUCCUCGUUCUGUGAGCAAGCGCAAUAG
Diospyros lotus (date-plum) is the source of this 819-nucleotide messenger RNA. RefSeq names its product trans-resveratrol di-O-methyltransferase-like. Gene Ontology annotation, biological process: methylation. The record is from RefSeq and is a predicted model, not a curated record. Bases 1 to 819 code for a protein of 272 amino acids. The transcript has a single exon. Gene Ontology annotation, molecular function: protein dimerization activity; S-adenosylmethionine-dependent methyltransferase activity; O-methyltransferase activity. Lineage: Eukaryota; Viridiplantae; Streptophyta; Magnoliopsida; Ericales; Ebenaceae.